CCCCCGCGCCCGGGCCGCCCGCGGGCUGCUGCGGCGUCAGACGGGAUCCCGCAGUCGGGCAGGCGAGCGGCAGUCAGUUCGUCUAUCCGUCCGAGCGGCCGUCCGGCAAUCCGUCCCCGCCGCGCCCCAGGGCGAAGCUGGCGUGAGCCCUAUGGGAGCAGCCUUUCGUCCGGUGCACGGGCUCUGGUGGUGUCGGGCAUGAUGCUGUGGGUCCUGGUGGGCGCCCUCCUCCCCGUGGUGCUGUUGGCUGCCCCCCCUCCCAUCAACAAGCUGGCUCUGUUUCCAGACAAGAGCGCCUGGUGCGAAGCCAAGAACAUCACCCAGAUCGUGGGGCACAGCGGCUGCAAAUCCAAAUCCAUCCAGAACAGGGCCUGCCUGGGACAGUGCUUCAGCUACAGUGUCCCCAACACCUUUCCCCAGUCUACAGAGUCCCUGGUACACUGUGACUCCUGCAUGCCCUCUCAGUCCAUGUGGGAAAUUGUGACGCUGGACUGCCCCAGUCAUGAUGAGAUGCCUCGCGUGGACAAGCUGGUGGAGAAGAUUGUCCACUGCAGCUGCCAGGCUUGCGGCAAAGAGGCGAGCCACGAGGAGAUGAGCUUUUUCACGCACGGCAGAGAGGAGCAUCCUGGCUCCCACCCUGGCCGCCAUUCCCUGGAGGUGGAGGAACCCCCUGGUCCCACCCACCCAGGGGAGGAGGGGGCUGAGGAGUGACUUCCUCUUUCCUUUCCCCUCCCCUCCCCCAAGUCCCCUUCCCUUGGAACUGCUUCCCACUUUCCUGUAGGGGAGAGGAGCGGCUGGGCCCCCACCCCCCUCUCUAUGGCCAUUGAAUGGACCUGGACUGCUGCCCGCUUGUCACGGCAAUUAUUGAGCGUAGGGGGAGGCGGGGAUCCAUGCUGCACAUGUUAAUAUAUUCCGAGGAGCUGGGUGGGGGUGGGAGAUGGGAACGUUGGGGCUAAAUGGGGUCCUCGGGGUUCAACUUUUAUUUUUGAAGGUUAUGUUGACUCAGCCCUUCAGUUACCUAGUUCAGGGCUAGAGAAAUAGGAAAUGAAGGUUCCUGGCCGGGAGCUGGACAGAGAUACCGUACCCCUCUCCCAGGGCCUCAGAUGGAGCUGGACGGGGGUCUUGGAUGUGGGCACCUGGUAGUAAGGAGAGGGGAUCCAGUGCCUGGUGGCUGGGCUGGGGAAUGGGGUGCAGCAAUGUGGCAGUGAUUCCGGAGUGGGGAAGCUAGAAAUGGAGAGCUUUCUCCUCUCGUUGGAGAACCUUCCUCCUCCUCCCCAGAGAUCCUCUCCCAGGGCUCCUUACUUCGCUGGGGAGAAGAUCUGAACGUGGGGAGGCACAGCUCCGGGUCUUAGUCUUGGUUUUGCUAUAAAUGCACCACAGAGGGAGCAGAGAGAGGCUUUCUUUGCCAUCUGAAUGAAAGGAGGAAGCUUUGGGGUAACCUUUCUCUGGCUCCUCCGGACACCCCGGCACCAGCUGUGACUCGCUGUCCAAACCCUCUCCAGCUAGAGCCCGGCUAGCCUAGGGAAAGGAGGGCAGGUGUUCCCCCCGAGGUAAAGCAGGGCUUCUUCUCCUGCCCCCUAGAAGUGGGGACCCCAUCCUCGAAACCUUCCAGGAGGAAAGGCGGAGAUCAGAAGGGAAGGAUACCCUGCUCCAGUGGGACGGUGGGUGGAGAAGGAACCACAUUAGCCUCAGUCUGGGUGAACGAGAAGCCUUUGGGGGCAUCCUGGGCUGAGUGGGGCCCAUUGAGAGAAGUACAGUUACCCCUCCUCCCCAAUUCUACUCCUGCUUCUUAACCAACUGCACUUUAAACCUGAGGGAGGAGGUGAAGGACGUGGAAAUCUCAAGAAAGGCUGAUGCUGUUUCCUAAGAAAGUGGGGGGAGUCCAAGUGACCUGCUGCCUGGAAAUGGCCCGGGCUUUCCCAAGGCCUUCCCAGGACUGCCUUUUCCAGGGAAGUGAUUGCCUCCUCCAUCAAAGCACCCAUGAAAGUCCCCUCCCCAACCCUCAUGACUCAUGGAUGGAACUUGUAACCAGUAGCCUGUCUUCCUUCCUUCAAGGUUUUCCUAAAUAAAUAAGUUCAGUGUCCUUGUUGA
Molecule: messenger RNA, 2091 nt
Organism: Antechinus flavipes (yellow-footed antechinus)
Lineage: Eukaryota; Metazoa; Chordata; Mammalia; Dasyuromorphia; Dasyuridae
Gene: NBL1
Product: NBL1, DAN family BMP antagonist
Exons: 4
Coding region: 199-711 (170 amino acids)
Biological process (GO): animal organ morphogenesis
Molecular function (GO): receptor ligand activity; BMP binding
Source: RefSeq, a predicted model, not a curated record